Closterium sp. NIES-67 is the source of this 1761-nucleotide messenger RNA. Lineage: Eukaryota; Viridiplantae; Streptophyta; Zygnematophyceae; Desmidiales; Closteriaceae. The record is from the annotation of a GenBank genome assembly.
CAUCGUCGCAAAUUAUUUCGGGUCCUUUAGUCGCGAAUUCCCUGUUCCGUUCAUGACGAUUCCUGUCAGCGACGUGGCGACGGGCGGGGGUAACUUCUGAGUCGACUCAGACACCUCACAGGCGAAUCUUUCUUGGUAUUACCGAAACGAAUUUGAUUUUUAUCGUAACCACCUUGGUACUACCGAGGCUACUCAUCCUGUAGAGCGACCAGCGACCGUUCAUGGCGAUUUCUGCCAGCGAAGCAGCGGCGAGUGUGGUACCUCCUGCGUCGACGUAAACACCUCAGGCGAGCCUUCCUUGGGAUUACCGAAAGCAACCCAUUUUCAAGAGCGACCGGCGACCGUUCAUGGCGAUUUCUGCCAGCGAAGCAGCGGCGAGUGCGGUACCUCCUGUGUGGACUUAGACACUUCAGGCGAACCUCCCUUGGGAUUGCCGAAAGCAACCCAUUUUCAAGAGCGACCGUCGACCGAUCAUGGCGAUCCCUGCCAGCGAGGCAGCGGCGAGUGCGGCGGCUGCGUUCGCUUUCACGGCCGCUAACCGCAACUGCAUCAUUGUUAGCCCGAAGCAGCGAGGCAACCCCGUUCUAUCGCACAUCAGAAAUGUGAGGUGGGCGUUUGGCGACAUCACACCAGACUACCUCCUCUCCCCCUCCUCCUGCGCCCUAUUCCUCUCCCUGCGCUAUCAUCUGCUGCAUCCAGAUUAUCUCUAUUUUCGGAUCAGGGAGCUCCAGAAGAGCUUCCGCCUGCGAAUCGUGCUGUGCCACGUGGACGUUGAUGACGUCACCAAGCCCCUCCAUGACAUCACCAAGACAGCUCUUCUAAACGAUUGCACGCUGCUGUGUGCCUGGAGCCCCAACGAGUGUGCCCGCUACCUGGAGACCCUCAAGAGCUAUGAGAACAAGCCAGCAAACGGCAUUCAAGAGAGAGUGGACAGUGACUAUAUCUCCCGGCUCACUAGCGCCCUCACGUCCAUUCGCCAUGUGAACCGCACCGAUGCCCUCACUCUCGGGACCAACUUCGGGACUCUAUCCAACAUCAUGGGGGCAUCAAUGGAUGAGCUUGCACGGUGCCCGGGAAUAGGAGAGAGAAAGAUCAAAUGGCUACAUGACGCCUUCCAUGAGCCGUUUCGACGACGGGGAUCAAAGCAAGCCAGGUUGGCUCUCCAACCUGCUGCUGCUCCUGCUGCUGGUACUGCUGCCGGUGCUGCUGCCGGUGCUGCUGCUGGUACUGCUGUUGAUGGUGCUCAGGCUGCCAGUGCUGCUGCUAAUGGUGCUGCUGCUGCUGCUUCUGCCUCUGUCGCUACUGCUCAUGGUGCUUCUAUCGCGGCUGCUGCCACUGUUGCCAGUGCUGAUGGUGCUGCUACGGCGGCUGCUCCUGAUGGUGCUGCUAUGGCGGCUGUUCCUGAUGGUGCUAAAGCUGGAGGUGGUGGUGAUGAGAUUGGGUCUGCUGGGUGUGGCAAUGCCGGUGCUGUUGCCAUUAUUGCUGCUGCUGCUGCAGGUGGUGGUGGUGGUGGUGGUGGUGGUAGUAGUGGAAAAGGCAGUGCUGCUGCUAAUGCUUUAGUUGGGUCUUCUGCUGCUCCUCUUGUCGAGUCUCCUCCUGAUGCUUAUGCUUUUGAAGGGUCUUUUGAAAGGGCUUCAAACCCGGCUGAUUUUCGUGCUGCAUUUGCUCACCAUUCGACCCGAUAAGUAACUCCUUGGCCACCUUUGUUCUCUCUACUCUAUACUCCCAUUUUGUUGUACAUAUUAAAAUGUGAAGCAUGAU